This is a messenger RNA of Xiphophorus hellerii (green swordtail), 3758 nucleotides long. RefSeq names its product gamma-aminobutyric acid type A receptor subunit alpha2a (gene gabra2a). NCBI's taxonomy places the organism in Eukaryota, Metazoa, Chordata, Actinopteri, Cyprinodontiformes, Poeciliidae. Gene Ontology annotation, molecular function: GABA-A receptor activity; extracellular ligand-gated monoatomic ion channel activity. Gene Ontology annotation, biological process: monoatomic ion transmembrane transport. Gene Ontology annotation, cellular component: membrane. The record is from RefSeq and is a predicted model, not a curated record.
UUUCUUUUUUUCUUUAUUUACGGAAGUCGUAAUAACAAUCAAUUUCCCCUUUUUUCUAAAGUCAUUUGUAUUGCCCUCUUUGGUUCUGAUGAUGUUUGCGGAAAAGAAUGAGCUCAGAUGCAUUUGAGCGCUUUCCCUAAUCCUGAAUGGGCUUCGUCAGAGCAGAGGAUGUUCACCGUGCGCAGCCGCGCGCUCUCACGCACAGACUUCGUCCGCCUCAGCAGGGAGCCUCUCUCCCCGCGCAGUUUUCGUUUUCAGCUUUGGUUGUUUGGAGGAGAGUCUGGCAGGAUGGAAGCUCUCUGACCGCCUUCAGACCUCCUCACAUCUCCGCGAGCGCAUCACGGUUUCCCUUAGCAACGGCGGGCACACCUGUCGAGCUUCAGGCUCCAGUCAUGAGAAGAGAAAGAAGCUCGCGUCCUCUGUCUGUGCUGGUCUGCUUCAUCGCUCUGUGGCAAACACGGUUGAGAGCAGUCGGUAAUUCAACACAGAACUCCAAAGACAUUGCAACAUUCACCAAAAUCUUGGACAGUCUCCUAGAUGGGUAUGACAACAGACUCAGACCUGGCCUUGGAGACCGAGUGACAGAAGUAAAGACAAACGUCUAUGUGACCAGUUUUGGACCAGUGUCUGACACAGAUAUGGAAUACACAGUGGAUGUCUUCUUCCGUCAAAGCUGGUUGGAUGAACGGCUGAAGUUCCAUGGACCAAUGGAGAUCCUUCCUCUCAACAAUCUGAUGGCCAGUAAGAUUUGGACCCCUGACACAUUCUUUCAUAAUGGCAAGAAAUCUGUGGCCCACAACAUGACCAUGCCCAACAAACUUCUGAGGAUCAUGGAGAAUGGAACGCUGCUCUACACUAUGAGGUUAACAGUUCAAGCUGAGUGUCCCAUGCAUCUGGAGGACUUCCCCAUGGACUCACAUUCAUGUCCUCUUAAGUUUGGCAGCUAUGCCUACACAAAGACAGAGGUAACUUACAUCUGGACAAGAAAUGCCUCCCAGUCAGUAGAUGUAGCAGAUGAUGGGUCGAGGCUCAACCAGUAUGACUUGGUUGGACAGACUGUUGGAAAGGAGACCAUUAAAUCCAGCACUGGUGAAUACACAGUGAUGACGGCUCAUUUUCACUUAAAGCGGAAGAUUGGAUACUUUGUGAUCCAGACGUAUUUGCCCUGCAUCAUGACAGUUAUCCUAUCCCAGGUUUCCUUCUGGCUCAACCGGGAAUCAGUGCCUGCUAGAACUGUGUUUGGAGUAACCACAGUUCUCACAAUGACGACCCUGAGUAUUAGUGCCCGUAACUCUCUGCCAAAGGUGGCCUACGCUACUGCCAUGGACUGGUUCAUUGCAGUCUGCUAUGCAUUUGUCUUUUCUGCUCUCAUUGAGUUUGCCACUGUUAACUACUUCACCAAGCGAGGCUGGGCUUGGGAUGGAAAAAGUAUUGUCAAUGACAAGGAAGCGACUGUCAAGAAGGAGAAGAACACCUACGCUGUAGCUGUGGCAAACUACAAGCCCAACAUCACUAAAGACUCAACACUGCCCACCAUCUCCAAGUGCACUCUGAACGAGCCCAACAAGAUCACAGGAGGAAUGAAGCCCGAGCAGAACAAGAAAACCUUCAACAGCGUCAGCAUAAUCGACCGCAUCUCCCGUAUUAUGUUCCCUGUGUUGUUUGGCACCUUCAACCUAGUCUAUUGGGCCACUUACCUGAAUAGAGAAAAAGUAAUCAAAGACCUGGAUCCAUCUAAAUGAACAGCAAGGGCCCAGCACAACAACACGUCACACAUUCAGGACAACAACGCUUAAUUACAGCUGCUUUGGUUACAUAAAUCUACCUUCUCAUUACUGGACACAGUUUUCAGCCAGUAUAGAUACACAUUUCUAAAUAAGUUUAGAGCACACAGAAUUUUCAUGAAAUCUUUUUUUAAAGAUAUAUUAUGAUGUAAUCAUAUAAAAUACAGCAUAAACCAGGAUAACUGAAAUGCUGCAGGGUAUAGUGUUCUGCAGUUCCCCUCAGGUUCAAAGAGGCAUUUUCUCUUCACCUUUACUAAGUUUACAAAAGCUCUUAGAAAAAUGGCUGUCCACAAUCUGCUUGGAACCAAUCAGCAGAGAGAUGAGGUAAUCAGAUGUUUAUGAUAUCAGAUGAGCUGCGCAGUUUAUGGGAAUGAGCAUUCCAAGAAAAAGUACUACAAUAAUCACAAAUAGCUGAAUAUUUUUUCAAAUACUGUGUAAACACACUCAGACAUAUAUAUUGAUAUAAAGUUUAGCCCAAAUAUUUACAUACACUUUAUGAAAUGAAGCUGCAUGGUGGCACACUUGUUAACACUAUAACACAGGUUUGCCCAGUCUCAGUUUUUUUUUAUGCAUGGAGUUUGCAUGUUCUCCCUGUGCAUGGAUGGGUUCUCCCCGGGUACUCCAGCUUCCCCCCACAUUCCAAAAACAUGACUUUUUGGUGAAUUGGUUACUCUAAAUAGCCUCUAUAAAUGUAUAUGUCUGUGUGUUAUUUGUCCUGUUUGUCUCUGUGUUGCCCUGUGAUGGACUGGUGACUUUUUCCAGGGUGUACUCCCCCCAGGCUAUCAAUCCAGCUCGAUGACUGCUGGAGGUAGGCACCCCCAGAUCCUGCAAGGAUAGGUGGGUACAGAUAAUUGAUAGAUGUGAUAAAUGACGUAUAAUAAUUUUUUCUCACUGUCUCACAUUAACACCAAAUUUUCUUGUUUUUGAUCAGUUUAGAUAUAUAGCACCAACAUAGCACCAAUUCUAUAAUGCUGAUUCACAACAUAUGCCAUGUCAAAGCACUUUACAAAAUAGACAAAUUCCAUUGAUUGACAGAAAUAUAAAGUCAAAUCACUCCAUCACAUAGACAGAUUUAAAGUUAACUACAAUAACUGUUUGAUCCUACAAAAACAAAGCAGUAAAGUUCAGUUUAUUAGGUCAAUUGGUAAAACGUUUUCUAUGAAAGGAAACCUAGGCAAUUGCUUCAAGUUGUUAACUUUGCAGAAAUCACUCAUACAUGUGGGGAAAGUGGAAAGGAAAACUCCCUCAUGUACACCCUGAGAUCAUGGGGUCAAGGCAUCCUAAGCUUCUGAUUUCUUAAUGUACAACAUUUGAAUUAAACAGAAAAACACAUGAGGAUGUGUGUCAAGGCAACAUCUCAAACACACUGUGUCAAAAUAAAUUAGCCAAGAUUUAUUUUGGCAGAUUUAUUUUUGCCAACAUAAAUCAGUCGAGAUAUUAGUAAGAGAGUACUUACUAAUAUCUUGUAAGUACAUUAGUAAGCCAAGAUAUUAAUAAGAGAACUAUGGAUGUUCCUAAGUUUGGUCCUUCCAUGGGUACAAUUUUGAGAUUCUUGAAGAUGUCAUGUUGUAGAAAACAGAUUGAAACAAUUAUGUAAGUAUAAACACCAUGGAUGUCCAGCCAUUAUGCUGUUCCCAGAGGAAAACAUGUUGUGGUGCUAAAUGUUUGAAUCAAACGUAGAACACAUUUUGUAAAGAUGGUGACUAAAGUAGCUAAUAGUGGUUUUUCCACAAUGAAACUCAUCUUUUACUCCAUGGGCUGCGAGGCUACUCAGAGAGGAAGAAGUCAAAACUCAAAAAUCAAAAUAAAAAAGUUCACAGUGUGCAAAUACACUCAGGGACAAAAAUCUUAAUUAGUGGAGAUGUGCUUUUGUCUGAUGAACACUAAAUGGAAAGAUGCCCAAUGAUUAAAAUGUCGAUUAUUACAUUUGGAAGAAACGAGGGAAUAGAAGGGGAGGAAAAUAGCAUUAUGUGG